AUGGCCCUGGCAACUUCCAUACGAUUAUCUACACCAUUACCGACAAUAACAACUGACGAGAAUUCGUCAAAUUCACAUUCAACAUUAUCAGUUACAAAUAAUCACAAUAGCAAUCUAGCAAAACUAUACAAAUAUUCCCAAGAAACAGAAAUGAAAUCUUAUGUUGAUCAAAAUGGAACAAUUCGUCAGUAUCGACAAUCAACCGAACGUGCAUUACUUGCUCAACGAAAGAUUUUUCUUCGAAAGAAACUCGGUGAAGGUUCAUUUUCAUCUGUGAGAGAAGGUUUCGAUAUAUUCCAUCAACACAAAGUUGCCAUUAAAGUAGUUGAUACUCAACGCGCUUCAAAGGAUUUUCAAGAGAAAUUUCUUCCACGUGAAUUAGAUAUAUGGCCACGUGUGAAUCACGAAAAUAUUAUUAAAAUGCAUCAUCAUUUUAUUGAAUGUGGAAAGAUUUUCAUGAUUCUAGAAUUUGCUUCACAAGGUGAUUUGCUAACGUAUGUUCAACGUGUUGGUGCUAUACCUGAUGAUAAACGAACGUUAUGGUCAUCCCAAUUAUGUAGUGCAGUCAGAUAUCUUCAUGAAUUAGAAGUUGUACAUCGUGAUUUGAAAUUAGAAAAUCUCCUCCUUGAUAUAAAUGAUAAUAUGAAGUUAUGUGAUUUUGGUUUUUCUAAAGAUGUUCUCAAAAGUAAUGAAUAUCUAAGUAAAACAUAUUGUGGAUCACGUGCAUAUGUAUCACCGGAAAUUUUACUUGGACUUCCAUAUGAUGCAAAAAAAGCCGAUGUCUGGGCAAUCGGAGUGAUUCUCUAUAUAUUUGUUACUGGCGUUAUGCCAUUCAAAGAAGAUAAAAAUAAUCAAUUGAUUUUAAAACAACAUCAAAAAUUACAGUUACAUUGGCCAAAUGAGAAUGAACGUGAACAGUCUGCGCGCAAUCUCAUUCUAAAUAUCUUUACUUACGAUUGGCAAAAACGGCCCAACAUUCAGCAAGUUAGUUCACAUCGAUGGUUUACUCUAACACAUUCAUCGGAUGUGAUCGCAACUUCUACUGUACGCACAAAUCGAACGGCAAUUAAACGGAAAAGUCGCUCGUCAUAA
This is a messenger RNA of Adineta ricciae, 1092 nucleotides long. NCBI's taxonomy places the organism in Eukaryota, Metazoa, Rotifera, Eurotatoria, Adinetida, Adinetidae. The record is from the annotation of a GenBank genome assembly.